GUUAACAUGUUCAGGCUCGUUAAACGUGUAUUCCUGUCACAAAUAAUCUUGACUCUUCAACUGAGCUCGUCGUCAGAAACUACCACGGUGAAAAAAGAAGAAACUCUCUCGGAGAUCGCAAACAAAAUUUGUCUGGAGAAGACAGGAUAUCAACCGCUAGAAAACAACGCUUACUUCAGAGUGGUAGAAACUCCUGAAAACGGAAACGUGACUUUGCCCUGCAACUACUGCGGGGAAAAAGGCGAAGAUCUGCCUAUGAUAUGGACGUGGAAAACUCGUGAUUUUGGAGCUGAAGAAACCGAAGUGAAGAUGGGAUUGGAGGCUAAUCUAACUGAAAACAGAAUUUUCACUUUGCCUGAUAAUUCCCUGACCAUACAACGUGUGAACAUGAAUGACACCGGGCUAUACUACUGUCGAAGUCCAGUAGAAGAGUUUUCCCAGUUCCACUUUAGCCUAGAUGUUGUUCAAACAGAGGUGGCCAUCCAUGAGAAGAGAAGAGAGGUUGACGAUGAACGCGACUUUGGUGACUUCAAGGAGAAAAUCAUCACGCCCACGAAUGAGAAGUUGGCAAGCAAUUUGAGUUUGGCGAAGGACCUCGACAGAGUAGUGGUGAAGAUCGUCAGCGAGUGGGAUCCUUGGCUACCCUGCGAUGGCUGUUUGGGAAUUCGUAAGAGAUACGCAAAGUGUAGAAUUCGUUCUGGUGUAAACAUUGCUAAAUAUUCUAAUAAGGAAGGUGAAAUGAAUCCGAAUGAAAAACGUUUGGUAAGCUUGAAUAUUCUUUCUUGUCAUUCCUUAUAUCUAGCUAGGUGGUUUCCUGGUUUGUACUCAAUCACGAGUUCUUUACCCAAUUAUAUGAGAGUGCAAAAGUGUCAAGAUGCUUGUAUCCGACAAAACCGUAUGCUACACGAAGCCAAAUACAGACUCGACUUUCUAAUGGACGAACGAUCAUCGAUGUCAUUCAUAUGCCCGGACACUGACUUGCGAACUAAAGUAAUCUGGCGUAAAAGUGGAACAAUAAUCAAACCUGUUGGUGUGCCUGAGAAACGAGUUGAAAGAAAGUUUAAAAUAUUUCAAAAGAAAACGGAUUAUGAACUCAAACAUGCCUUUGUGGAUCGAAUGAAUGUCCUGCAGCUUUGCUACGUAGGGGACGAGGAGACAGGAGUGUAUACUUGCUAUAUUGACAACAAGCCGGUUAAAGAUUUUAACAUUACUGUUGUCACUCCGGAAGAAACCUUGAGAGAGAGAAAGUACCACUUUAUGUUGCUGACGGCUUACACAUGUACCUUGUCAGCAGCUAUAGUUAUCCUAGGAGUAACAUGGGCGAUCAUGAGACGCCAAGAGAUGUUCCAAAGCAUGGAGAACCCCGGCACAUCUCAGAGUGGAUAUUCCAGAAUGAGCGGGCCUAGUUUAGACGAACUACUACAAAGUACGGAUGAAGAAUAGUGACUUAUCUUCCAAAGUCAUAUUCGGGUUGAGUGUAUUGUGUUAGUAUCAUAGCUUAAAAGUACCAAUAAGGCUAGAACUAAUUCCAUUAGAAAAGAUCAGUUUAUUCUUUCAAUGAGAAGUGAGAUUCGCCCAAUGGGAACUGUAUAAAAUGUACAUAAAUGCGUUAAACUGUCCUAGCUUUCUUUAAAAGUCGAUUUUAAUCCAACCUUACAUAUUUUAUCGUAUUACAAGUAUAUUCAUUGUAGGUACACAGUGCCUCC
This is a messenger RNA of Macrosteles quadrilineatus (aster leafhopper), 1706 nucleotides long. RefSeq lists its product as uncharacterized. The record is from RefSeq and is a predicted model, not a curated record. The transcript has a single exon. Lineage: Eukaryota; Metazoa; Arthropoda; Insecta; Hemiptera; Cicadellidae. The coding region runs from base 7 to 1443 and encodes 478 amino acids.